GAUUACUAUAACAUGACUAACUGGAAGGAAAAAAUUGGAGAAAUUCAAAUCCACUACAACUAUAUACAGUCAACUAGAUAGUACGUUUCCAACCACACAUUGUUAAAACUAAAAACGACAACACUUGCUCUGCUCCAUAUUUUUCAUGACUCGUUAGAUUAGAUCCCAUCCCAUUCAUUUGAACCACACCAAUAUUAGUAAGAUUUUGUCCCAUAGUUACUUGCUAGCUGUCGUCAAUUUUCUCGACCCAACAACACUCCAAACAUUAUUUGCAAUUGCAUUGCCUUGUACGAAUCUCACCCACUUAAAAUAGUAAUCUUAAAUUCACUCACGACUGUAGUAGUAGUUUCAAGUAAUUAACAUAUCACAACGUUAACUUUAAAGUUUUUAGAUAUCUAUUCAUACAUGAUACAUUGCUUCUCAAUAAUCAAUUAGUACAGUAUUAGCCAUGUCUUUGUCACUACACAUUAUCGCUACUACUGCUUUAUUAUCCUUACAUUUCUUUCUCUUGUUUGUUAACUCAUCAUCAAUAGAUCCCUACAAAACACUUCACUUAAUCCUCAACCCAAACGGAACCGUCACACGUUUAGACACAAUCCCACAAUCCCCACCCUCACCGGAUCCCAAUCUCCCCACACCCGCUCUCUCCAAAGACCUCACCAUCAACCAAUCAAAACACACUUGGGCACGAAUCUACCUACCCCACAAAUCACCAAAGUCCAAACUACCCCUCAUCGUUUUCUACCAUGGCGGUGGCUUCAUUUUCUACAGCGCCGCUUCAACUUACUUCCACAACUUCUGCGCUAACCUCGCUAAUCAAACUCAAUCCGUCGUCGUUUCACUCGACUACCGCCUCGCACCAGAACACCGUCUUCCUGCAGCGUACUAUGACUCCGUGGAAGUGCUUCACUGGAUUAAAACCUCAAAAGAUCCAUGGUUGACACGUCAUGUUGAUUACUCUCGUUGUUAUUUAAUGGGAGAGAGUGCUGGAGGUAAUAUCGCCUACAACGCGGGUCUACGUGCGGCUUCAAUAGUUAAUGAGAUUAAACCGGUUAAUAUCAAAGGGUUGAUAUUGAUUCAACCGUUUUUUGGUGGGACCAAGAGGACACCGUCUGAAUUAAGACUUGAGAAGGAUCUGAAUCUACCGUUGAUUGUUACUGAUUCGAUGUGGAAUUUGUCGUUACCGUUAGGCGUUGAUCGUGAUUACGUGUAUUCUAAUCCGACGGUGAAUGGUGGGGGUAAGAUUUUGGAUAAGAUUAGGUUGUUUGGGUGGAAGGUUGCGGUGUUUGGUUGUGAUGGGGAUCAACUUGUGGACCGACAGAGGGAAUUGGUGAAGUUGCUUGAGGGUAAAAGUGUCAAUGUAGUGGGUCAAUUUUAUAGUGGGGGUAGACAUGGUAUUUUUGUGGGUGAUGCUUCCAUGUCUGAAAAGGUGUUCGAUUUGGUUAAGAGUUUCUAUUGAUGCAAUGAUGAGUCAUGUAGUCAAUACUUUGUUCUGUAGUUUGCUAUUUGCACUUUUGCAGUAUGCAGCAGUAUUUAUGGUCAUCUCUAGAGAUCUUUGCCUUUGGCAUGUUAAAAUAAAGGAUUUCUUGCAAUGAAUGAAUGAAUCCCAUGUUUUUCAGGAUUUA
This is a messenger RNA of Trifolium pratense (red clover), 1625 nucleotides long. Its product is annotated as carboxylesterase 1-like. The transcript has a single exon. Gene Ontology annotation, molecular function: hydrolase activity. The coding region runs from base 449 to 1459 and encodes 336 amino acids. Lineage: Eukaryota; Viridiplantae; Streptophyta; Magnoliopsida; Fabales; Fabaceae. The record is from RefSeq and is a predicted model, not a curated record.